UAUGUCAAAACAAUAAUUGUAAAAUUUGAUAUCGCGCAUUCUAAUUGCAUCAGUGUGUGAUUUAUACGUAAAAUAAGAUGGGCUACUAUUGUGCUUGGGGAGAUGCAAAGAUAAUGUCCAGCUCUGAGGAAGAGGAGGGUUAUGAAAAUUUGGUUUCUGACAUCGGAGAAAAGAGAAAAGGACGCGCUUUGGACAUCCACGGGGAAGCUCCAUCUGCUCCGGCUCUACCGAUCUCGGACGAUACUGAUCGACAAUUCUGGGCGGAAGACGAACUGAGCAACUCGGAAUCACGGCAGAGAUUAAUCACGAGAAGGAAACGUCGGCAUAGCGUUUCCUACAGGAAUCGCGCCGCAAACAAGAGUCAAUCCCGCGUUCCGCGUCCCUCAAAUUCCAGCUCCGAUUCGACUCGCGCAGAAAUCUCACCUAAAAGUCCCUCAAUAUGCUCUGUACUUUGUUACAUCACGUUGGGUCUUUGCUCAAUGCUGCUGAUACUAACAUUAUGGAGCUCCAAUAUUCACGUUCCUAAAAUCCGCACCUAUGUGUUGCACUUUGAUGAAGAGCAACCUCUCUUACAUGUCGUCUCUGACAAGUUUUUGUCGUUUGGUCUCGAUACGUCUUUACUUCGAAGAAUGAAAGAAUUACCUGUUGGACAGAAGAAAUUUAUCAAUCUGGCUAGUUACCUAAGCCCCGCUUAUGUUAGAGUGGGUGGAACUUCUGCGGAUUGUUUGAUAUUUAUUCAGGAUCAGAUGGAACAAAACUCUUCUGAGAAGAUUCUUAGUCCAGUGGACGGUCAAGAUAUUAGCAACUUUACUAUUUCUGGUACAGAUUUGCUCAAUAUCUACGACUUUGCAGUGAAAUCAGGAUUACGAAUGAUCUUUGAUCUGAAUGUAUUGAUUAGAAAUCCGGAUGGAUCUUGGAAUGAUACCAAUGCACGAAAGAUUAUUGCAUUCGCUAAGAAUCAAGACAUGAUGUUGGAUUGGCAAUUAGGAAAUGAACCCAAUUCCUUUAGGCACGUGUUCAAUGUAACAAUCUCUGCGACUGAACUUGCGAAGGAUUAUGAUCAUUUAAGGCAGUUGCUAAAUGAAGCAGGAUAUAUGAAUAGCAUCCUCGUUGGACCAGAAGUGAAUCAUGUUGGAGAUUUGAAUCAAAUGGGAGAACAAUAUGCCAAAACGUUUUUAAGUACUCAGAAGGACACUGUGAAUUAUGUCACUUGGCAUCAAUAUUAUUUAAAUGGUCGAGUGGCUAAGAUCGAUGAUUUCGUGAAUCCUUUCACAUUUAAUUGGCUGCCGACACAAAUUAAUUCCAUGAGACAAUUUAUUGCCGAAUCGGGGAAAAAUGUUUCUAUGUGGCUGUCAGAGACCAGCACUGCGUUUGGCGGAGGUGCUCCCGGAUUAUCCGAUAGAUUCGUAGCCGGAUUUCUGUGGUUGGACAAAUUGGGAUACAGCGCUAAAGCAGGAUUGAACGUCGUCACGAGGCAAUCGUUAUUCGGCGGGGAUUAUGCUAUGGUAUCGACAAAUCUCAUGCCAAAUCCCGAUUGGUGGAUCAGUGUUUUCUACAAACAAUUCGUGUCAGAAAAAGUCCUGAAAUUGAUCACGCCCAACAAUUUCGGUUACGUACGAUUGUACGCGCAUUGCACGGCAAAGAAAGCGUUGAUCGCCAGAGUACCAGCCGUUACAAUUUAUGGAAUGAACAUGGGCAAGACCUUCGCCCAUGUGGAUAUUCCGGAAUUGUUUACACAACCUAGUAAAAUCAUGAAGAUAUUCUAUUAUGCUCUAACCGCCGAUGCUUUGCAAUCAAGCGAAAUAAAGUUAAAUGACGAAAGUGAACCGCUAAGACUGCAACCAAAUGGAGAUUUGCCGCCAUUUCGACCUGUGAUAUUGGAUCCUAUGAAUCCUGUAUUUUUACCACCAUACUCUAUGGUGUUUAUGAUAAUUCACGGUGUUGAAGUUCCUGUCUGUUUGACAUGAGUGAACUCGUAAAAAAAAAGGGCGACAAAUUAAUUUUAUAUCGACGAUUAUAUUAUAUAUUUUUCUUAUACAUUAUAUUAAACAUUUAUAUUAUAGCUUAUUAUAGCUUAUAUUACAUGUUUUUUACAAACUCUUAUUAACAAGGAAGCUUAUAUAGAUAUGAGUACCAUUACAAGACGUAUGUGCCUCUCAUAUUUCAAAUACAUAUUCAUCUAGCGU
Pogonomyrmex barbatus (red harvester ant) is the source of this 2186-nucleotide messenger RNA. Its product is annotated as heparanase. Lineage: Eukaryota; Metazoa; Arthropoda; Insecta; Hymenoptera; Formicidae. The record is from RefSeq and is a predicted model, not a curated record. Gene Ontology annotation, molecular function: hydrolase activity, acting on glycosyl bonds. Gene Ontology annotation, cellular component: extracellular matrix; membrane.